Messenger RNA from Cetraspora pellucida, 1656 nucleotides. The record is from the annotation of a GenBank genome assembly. NCBI's taxonomy places the organism in Eukaryota, Fungi, Glomeromycota, Glomeromycetes, Diversisporales, Gigasporaceae.
AUGACUUCGAAAACAGAAAUUAAUCAUGAUCAGGAGAUUACUCGCCGACUUGAUCUUCCGUAUAUGAGCGGAUUACCUCUAAGAUUCUUAGUACCCUUAGUUGAAUACGUGCCUGGGCUAUCGAGUUAUUUUUUUUCGAAUAUGGGGAUAAGUACCUUAAGAAAUAAAUCAUUCAAAGAAGACGCAACUCUUAUGCCAUUGCCUUUACCAAAAGAAUUGUUUGGCAUCCAAGAACCAAUGAAAAUCGAUGGGUUAGAAAUUUUUGGUCAUCAAAAUAAAGAACAUAGUCCAACUCAAGAAAUUCAAAAAUUUUUAUGCGCGCGUGAUUAUACUGAAGCAUACUUAGCCAAAAGGGUUACUCCUUUACAAGUAUGCAAAAAAUUAAUCGACAAUAUCAAUCAAUCAUGCUCUGAAGAGUGUGACCCACCUCUUUACGGUAUUUAUCAAUAUCACCAACAUGAUAUUAUGGCACAAGCUGAAGCUUCAACCUCCAGAUAUAAUCAAAAUCGGUCUUUGGGACCCCUUGAUGGUGUUCCUGUGGCGGUUAAAGACGAGAUUGAUGUUAUAGGUUAUGAGACACAUGUAGGAACUUCAUUCCUUAAUCGGGGAAAACCUGCUACAGAAGAUGCUUUUUUGAUUAAAAAAUUAAAGGAUCAAGGUGCUAUAAUAAUCGGAAAAACAACCAUGCAUGAAAUUGCAUUUGAUAUUACAACUAACAAUCCGAAUACACAUACUUGUCAUAAUCCCUAUAAUACCGAUCAUUAUUGUGGAGGGUCAAGUGGCGGUAGUGCAUGUGUUGUUUCCAGUGGUUUAUGUCCAAUCGCAGUAGGUAGUGAUGGUGGUGGCUCUAUAAGAAUACCAUCCGCAUUUUGUGGAAUCUAUGGAUUAAAGCCUACAUGCGGAAGGGUUUCUUCAAAAGGAGAUUUUCCACUCUUCAAUUCCAUAGGUGUUGCAGGUCCUAUGGCUGCUUGUGUGGAUGAUUUGGCAUUGGCUUAUUAUGUCAUGGCUGGAAAAGAUUCUGAGGUUUCGUGGAAUCGACAAGUGGUCGAUCCUGCUAUUACUUCUGCACUUCAAACAUUCAUCAAUGAAUUGAAAUCUCUUGGUGCUAAGUUUAUCGAAAUUGAUAUUCCAGAAUUAGAAGAUGCACGAAUAGCUCAUCUAAUCACUAUUGUUUCCGAAUUAUGCACUACUAUGAAUGGAUACAAAGAGUAUUUCCACUUGUUAAACCCUCCUAAUAGAUUAAACAUCGCAACAUACAAUAAUGUGAACGUUUCAGACUACAUUAAAGCACAACAUGUUCGUACGCGUAUGAUGCGUAAUGUCUCCAAUGUAUUUUCUGAAGUUAAUCUUAUUUUAACACCUACCAGUGCUAUAACUGCUCCUCCCAUCUAUCCAAGAGCCUUAAAAUAUGGUGAAAUAAAUUCUUUAGUAACCUCUAACGGAAUGAUGUAUGCUCAAUUGGCAAAUUUUAUUGGCAUUCCUGCAAUUACAGUACCUGCAGGUUAUAAUGAUAAGAAUCUUCCUAUUGGAUUGCAAUUUAUGGCAAAAUGGUAUGAUGAAUCAACAUUAUUAAGGGUUGCAAAAGUCUCGGAGGAAAUAUUAGGAAGUAAGAGAAGAAAACCUUCAGAAAAAUAUUGGUUUGGUGAUUUAUUGUAA